Messenger RNA from Hemibagrus wyckioides, 3409 nucleotides. It is a transcript of the gene skp2, whose product is annotated as S-phase kinase-associated protein 2, E3 ubiquitin protein ligase. Gene Ontology annotation, biological process: SCF-dependent proteasomal ubiquitin-dependent protein catabolic process. The transcript has 10 exons. The record is from RefSeq and is a predicted model, not a curated record. Gene Ontology annotation, molecular function: protein binding. Gene Ontology annotation, cellular component: SCF ubiquitin ligase complex. The coding region runs from base 748 to 1983 and encodes 411 amino acids. Lineage: Eukaryota; Metazoa; Chordata; Actinopteri; Siluriformes; Bagridae.
UCAUUUUUUGUGAACUGCUGACAAUAUUUCUCCUAAAUUCAAAAUAUAACUAUUGUUAGAGUGUAUAUUUAAAGGAAAUGACAACACCUCAAAAUAACCCAAGAUCAUGCAGUAUUUGCAGAGCUUUAAUAACUCAAAUAAAACAAAAUGCAAAUAAUUUGUAAACAAAUUGUGUUAAUGCUUUGGCUAAAUAUCAUUAAGAAAUCAGUAUUUGGUGGAAUAACCCUGAUUUGCAGGCGUUUCGGCUCCAUGCUCUCCACCAGUUUUUCACAUUGCUGUUGGGGAACUUUAUACCACUCUUUUUGCAAAAAAAGCAAACAGCUCAGAUUUGCAUGAUGGUUUGUGACCCCCCAUCUUCCUCUUGAUGACAUUCCAGAGGUUUUCAAUAGGGUUCACAUCUGGAGAUUGGGCAGUGGUCUCUUAUUGUUUUCUCUAGAGCUGUAUGUUGGACCUGAUGUCCAGUUGUUUGUUUGAACAUCAGCAGUGUUUCCUCCACGCGGCUAGGUGUCAGAACGCACACCCAUCAUAUUAUUAUUAUUUUGUCCGCCGCCGAAUGUGAGUGCGUCACUUCCGUCGCGCCAGAUUUGAGCCAAUGGCGUUGUGCCCAGACAGGCGGUCCGGCUCCAGGUUUAAAUGCUCGCGCGAACUCACUCUCACUCACUCAGAGUUUAGAAAGUGUAGAGAAGAUCAUAAUCUGAGAAAUCGGUAACAAGUCAAUAAUAAACACGCUGCAGAAAAGAGGACACGAUGUCAGCCGAGAGGCCUCUCCAGGAGUUGCCGUGUCUGAAUGAGAAUCUCGAUGGCUCUCUGUUGUGCAUGUCUCAGUCCAAAGCGAAGAAAAGGCCGUGUGCUUAUGGAGAUGGACUGCAGGCUGAAAACACUCCUCACGAGCUUAUCCAGCACUGGUCUCCUCCCCGUAAACAGCCACGGCCCUGUGCCAAGGGCAAAGAAAAUGUCUUUGUCCUCGCCAGACGCCCCAGGAGGAGCAGAGACACGGCAGGUGUACUGUGUUGGGACACCCUCCCAGACGAACUGCUGUUGGGGAUUUUCUCUCGUCUCUCGUUACAAGACCUUCUCAGGACGUCUCACGUCUGCAAGCGCUGGCAUCGACUGGCGUUUGAUGAGUCGCUGUGGCACAGUGCUGACCUGGUGGGAAAAGCACAGCUGAAUGGCGAGCUGGGUCAGGUGCUCACAGCGGGGGUGUCGAGGCUGCGCUGUCCACAUUCCUGCAUAGGCGACCCCUGCUUUAAGAACACACAACUCCUGCGUGUCCAGCAUUUGGACCUGUCCAGCUGCACCGUGCAGACACCUGUGCUGGAGGACAUCCUGUCGCGCUGCAGUCGGCUGCAGAACCUCAGUGUGGAGGGACUCGUCCUGUCUGACUCCAUCCUUCGAUCUUUGAGUGAGAACGCAGAGCUGGUGCGACUGAACCUGUGCGGCUGUAGUGGUUUCUCUGCUGACUCUCUGACCGAGAUGCUUCAAUCCUGCACCAAGCUUGAGGAGCUGAACGUGUCGUGGUGUGACUUUAGCAGUGAUCAUGUUGAGGCUGUCGUUAACAACGUCCCCACCACCAUCGCUCAGCUCAACAUCAGCGGCUACAGGCAAAACUUUACCAUGGACAAUGUGAAGGUGCUGGUGGAAAGAUGUCCGAAUCUCACACAUUUGGAUUUAAGCGACAGCGUUCUCGUGACCACAGACAGUUUCCCCUUCCUGCAGCAGCUCCCCUCACUGAGACACUUAGCGCUGAGUCGCUGCUACCAGAUUCACCCAGCCGCCCUCGUAGAGUUUGAGAAGUUUGCGACUCUGCAGACCUUGGAGGUGUUCGGUCUUAUACAGGACAGCUCACUGCCCAUCCUGAGUAAAGGGUUGCCACAGAUACAGAUCAACACCCAGCCGUUCUCGGGCGUGGCUCGUCCUACCGCAGCCACACGGAAAGACCGCACACUGUGGGGAAUGCACUGUCGACUGGUGUAUAAACCCUAACCGGCGCUCCAGCACGAUUUGACUUAGGAGCAAAACAAGAGGUGACUUUUUUAGUCUGAAUAGGUUUAAGAGAUAAUGAGGUAACCUUGUGAAGUCAGUGUUGUCACGGUGAUAUCGACUAGCAUGUUGUAUAAAUCACGCCUCUUUUUAAGGAGCGGAAUCUUGAUAUCGACAUACAUAAUGAUUGUGUACGGACUGUAGGUGACCACUUUUGCACUUUCGAAUGGUUUACAACUCGGUUCUGUGAGCAAAGAAUGUGAAUUUAUUUCACAUGCUUUUUGUUACCACUAAUGAUGACUGCAGCUUCAGAAGGGUAAAGGACCUCCACUGUUGGUUUUUAAUUCCAUUUCAAGUGUUUUAAGAAAAAAAAAAAUCCUACAAUUUUAGACCUUUUCAAAGCACAAACCGAACUGUGAAUAACUUCCCGUGCUUUAACGUGUUAUGAUAAUGGUUUGUUUUGAAAGUUCAGUCGUUUUAAACUAGAUGUGAUUUUAUCAUGUUACCUUUUUUUUUUUUUUUUUUUGUUCCAGAUUCUCAUUUUAAUAAGUGAGUGAAUUAUACGGAUGCACCUAUACAAUACAGAAAUCCAGAAUUGUAAACACUGACCCAGACUUAAUGCUACUGAUGGGCUUCUGAGUUGCACAAUGAUCUAAAGUUUGUGCCCCUCUGGCAGAAGAUUGAGGUGAUGCUCAGGAGCCUGAGAUGGCGUACAACUAAACUUGGAACAUUUCUGUCUUAAAAAAAUAUCUUCUUUCAGCUAAUAAUGUUUAUACCACAGUGCCGUUGGAAUUUUUAAUUUUUUUAUGACAGCAGAGCUAGGGCAUUUGAAAUGCCACAUAAAAGAAUUUAAAAACAUGAAGUUUUCUGAUGGGUGAUGAGUGGAGACUCCUUAAAACAGAGGUAGAGAUGCAAAAUAUGACGUAUGAGGAAUGCAAAAAAAGAAGUCCUGGGUAUCCAGUUUACUGGUAACAAGACCAGUUAGGAGAGCUGGUGAGGGAACAAAUGCUUAACUUUUGUCCACAAAACUAGCUUUAUCUUAAAAAUUGCUGAGAGAUAAGAGGAAUAAAACACUGUCUGCUGUUACUAGAAAAUAAACACCAGGAUGGUAAAUGUAACACACUUCCUGAGUAUUAUUCAUUACUGAGAAGAUAUCCAUUCUGAUUAUAACCAGGUUAUUUGAUUAAGAAGAGUAAAGAGAAAUGUGUCAAGAUGUCUGUGAAUUAGAUUGGAAAAUGCAUCCAGUGUUUCAGUACUGAUAUUCUGGAGCAUCGGUGCAUCCCUGUUACAUGCUUCAUUGGUUUGUACCCUGCACACAGUUUGUUUUAUGCAUAUAAAACCUUACAGCAUUAAAAUAAGUCUGCUGGAAGAACAAGUGUUCAGUUCACAUGUUAAAGCAACUGGAUUUAAAAAGAAAGUUACCUGUUCU